Molecule: messenger RNA, 2727 nt
Organism: Lacerta agilis (Sand lizard)
Lineage: Eukaryota; Metazoa; Chordata; Lepidosauria; Squamata; Lacertidae
Gene: ENOX1
Product: ecto-NOX disulfide-thiol exchanger 1
Exons: 14
Coding region: 76-1956 (626 amino acids)
Biological process (GO): ultradian rhythm
Cellular component (GO): plasma membrane; external side of plasma membrane
Molecular function (GO): protein-disulfide reductase activity; RNA binding
Source: RefSeq, a predicted model, not a curated record
UACAUUUCAAGAUGUUAAAACAGUAGCAGGUGAAGAAGUGAAAGUGGAACGAGCCGAAGAGAACCUUCUAGAACCAUGGCCACAGCAGCUGAUGGUGUGGGCAGCAUAGCUAUAGAUACCUCUCAACUUAACAUGUCAGUCACUGAACCAGCAGCUUGGGCAACUGCGAUGAACAACCUGGGGAUGGUUCCAGUGGGACUGGCUGGACAACAGCUGGUGACGGAUUCAAUUUGUUUACGAGGCUUUGAUCCAAACAUCAACAUGGUCACUGGAAUAACUCCAGUUAACCCCAUGUUGUCAAGUAUGGGAUUAGUAGCCCAGCCGCCGCCGCCAGCGGAGGUGCCUGUCAUCAAAGAAAUAAUUCACUGCAAAAGCUGUACGCUCUUCCCUCCAAAUCCAAAUCUUCCGCCACCUUCAACAAGAGAGAGGCCGCCUGGAUGUAAAACUGUGUUUGUCGGAGGAUUGCCAGAAAACGCUACUGAGGAGAUUAUUCAGGAAGUCUUUGAGCAGUGCGGUGACAUCACAGCAAUCCGGAAAAGCAAGAAGAAUUUUUGCCAUAUUCGUUUUGCUGAAGAGUUCAUGGUCGAUAAAGCCAUUUACCUUUCUGGGUAUCGCAUGAGAUUAGGAUCUAGUACGGACAAGAAAGAUUCAGGCCGACUUCAUGUUGACUUUGCACAGGCAAGAGAUGACUUUUAUGAAUGGGAAUGUAAGCAGCGGAUGCUGGCCCGAGAGGAGCGUCACAGGCGCAAAAUGGAAGAAGAUCGGAUGCGGCCCCCAUCUCCGCCCGCCAUAAUGCAUUAUUCGGAACACGAAGCAACUUUGCUGGCAGAAAAACUGAAAGACGACAGCAAAUUUUCAGAAGCUAUUUCGGUGCUGGUUACCUGGAUCGAGCGGGGCGAGGUGAACCGUCGGACGGCCAACCAGUUCUAUUCCAUGGUGCAGUCGGCAAACAGCCAUAUCCGCCGACUCAUGAACGAAAAGGCAACUCACGAACAAGAAAUGGAGCAAGCCAAGGAGAACUUCAAAAAUGCCUUAACUGGGAUCCUCACUCAAUUUGAGCAGAUUGUGGCCGUUUUCAACGCCUCCACCAGACAAAAAGCUUGGGACCAUUUCUCGAAAGCUCAGCGCAAGAACAUAGACAUUUGGCGAAAGCACUCUGAGGAACUCAGGAAUGCUCACAGUGAACAGCUCAUGGGGAUCCGUCGGGAGGAAGAAAUGGAAAUGUCUGAUGAGGACAGCACUGACAAUCUCAGUAGUAAAAAACUAAGAGUGGAUGAAUCAGCGUUAGCUGCUCAAGCUUAUGCACUUAAGGAAGAGAAUGACAGUCUCCGGUGGCAACUGGACGCUUACCGAAAUGAAGUUGAACUCCUAAAACAAGAGAAAGGGCAGCUCUUUCGAACGGAAGAAAGUCUGACGAAGGACCAGCAGUUGCAGUUCUUGCAGCAAACGUUACAAGGCAUGCAGCAGCAAUUGUUGAAAAUCCAGGAAGAAUUAAACAAUAAAAAGUCAGAACUUGAGCAAGCUAAAGAAGAGCACACGCACACCCAGACGAUACUGAAAAUUCUUCAGGACCAGUUAAAAAAAAACACCAAGGAGUUAGCAGAGACUAAUGGUCGUGACGAAUCUCAGGCAAAUGAAAUCAAUGUGUUGACGGUACCAGUGGUCAGCCAAGACAGAGAAAAAAAUCCUGAGAAGCGAAGCCAGCCACUAAAAUCAGAAAAAGAGGCCCUGUUGAUAGGUAUCAUCUCUACCUUCCUUCACGUCCAUCCUUUUGGAGCUAAUAUAGAAUAUCUUUGGUCUUAUAUGCAGCAGUUGGAUUCCAGGAUCUCUGCAAAUGAAAUAGAAAUGCUUUUGAUGAGGCUUCCACGCAUGUUUAAGCAAGAGUUUUCCGGAGUAGGAGCAACACUGGAGAAGAGAUGGAAGUUCUGUGCCUUUGAAGGAAUUAAAACAACUUGACUGUGGACGGGAAUGGAACUGUGUCGGGGGGAGAAUGGUGGGUCAUGGCAAGGGCGAGCUGAAGUAUUAAAGGGCAACCCUUAGGUUUGGCAUAGACAUUCCCAGAAUGCUCCAAGCCUGGUGUUAGUUGCAUUUGUGAUGUCCUCUUGUGAAAAUGUAGUUGUGUGCCAGUUCCUAAAAAAAAAAGGGAGGGGGGAACAAAACUUCUGAAAUGUGACGGUUCUGUUUCCUAUGAAAACUCAAAAUUAGCUCACUGAGCAAAUGAGAAGAAUUUUCGGUUACUAAGCUCCAGCGAUAUAAAUGUAAUAUGUAGUAGAUCUUCCUCAAGUUCCAUUCCUGGGAGUCUUUCCGUUUAGUAAGAAUACAAAAGUGAUUUCACAGUAAGAGAAAGUAUACCAAAAGCAAACUUGAAAAUGUGUCUCGACGGUUAUUGUAUUUUGUAAAUUAAGUUAUCUCCUGUACCAGGGACUUUUGCCUUAUUGCUAGAGGCCUGAACAAAAAAUAAUAAUGUGGUUGGAUUCCUUGAGAAUGCUUUAUCCAAAAUAUUAUUUUUCUAUUGUAACUAUUCUCCGUUCUAAGUUAAUUUAACAUAGAUUGCAUAUCAAUUUUCAUAAACAUGUAAAUAACGGAGGAAGUCAGUGUUAUUGUAUUGUAUUUGGUAUGUAACAUUCAGGGUUAUUGCAUCCAAAAAUAAGUAUCCAGUUGCAUUACUGUUACGGAUUUUAUAGCAAAUAUAUUAAUUUUUCCCAAUAAAUAGGACUUCUACCAUAA